Molecule: messenger RNA, 676 nt
Organism: Morus notabilis
Lineage: Eukaryota; Viridiplantae; Streptophyta; Magnoliopsida; Rosales; Moraceae
Exons: 2
Coding region: 7-441 (144 amino acids)
Source: RefSeq, a predicted model, not a curated record
ACGACAAUGGCGAGUGCUCUCCACAUCUCCAACUCCAUGCCAACCUCUCUUUCUCUCUCUCUAUCUCCAUCCACCCACCACGACUAUCGCCGGCCCACCACCGCGGCGUUCAAGUGCCACCGCUUCCCGGCCUCGCCGGCGAUUCGCUUUCCGCUGAAGAGCAGAGACAGAGCACAAAGAGGCCUAAGUGUGGUCACCCGUGCGGGUCCCGGCACCAGCAGCUAUGUCUUAGCCUUCGUUUUGCCCUUCUCUCUCGUCGUCAUCACCGUCUUGACCUCCAUCAGAAUUGCCGACAAGCUCGACAGAGACUUUCUCGAGGAGGUUGCACUUAAUGAAGCUAUCAGAGAAGCAGAUGAGGAAGAAGAAGAAGGAGAUUAUGAGUUUCCUUUAGAGCAACCUACCACUCCGCGAACUCGUAAUCGGCCCAAAAGGGAAGUUUAGACUUCCUUUAGAUUUAGAUAAAUUAGGAAAAAGUGUGGAGAUUUUGGGCUUUUCUUGUAGCACCCCAUUAUGUCCUUGUAUUGUGAUGACAAUCUUAAUGAUAAAUUAGAAUGUUCAUUUGUUGGGAUUCCUCCAAACAUUGUAGCAAAAGUAGAUUGACUGUCUAAUUUGUAUCUGACAUAAAAUGUAUGAGACAGUUACUAUUAGCACAGAGAAAGAGUUCAUCGACUAUUGC